Messenger RNA from Dovyalis caffra, 297 nucleotides. NCBI's taxonomy places the organism in Eukaryota, Viridiplantae, Streptophyta, Magnoliopsida, Malpighiales, Salicaceae. The record is from the annotation of a GenBank genome assembly.
AUGCCAAUCACCAGCAUUGCAACCGGAUCUCCAGCCGAUGCUGGCCAGCCAGAUGCACUCAAGGCAGCACUGGCUGAGUUCAUUUCAAUGAUCAUUUUUGUUUUCGCAGGACAGGGCUCUGGCAUGGCUUUCAACAAGCUUACUGGCUCAUCAACACCGGCCGGCCCAGUAGCUGCCUCGCUGGCUCACGCUUUCGCACUAUUUGUUGCGGUUUCAGUUGGUGCCAACACUUCUGGCGGACACGUAAACCCUGCCGUUACACUCGGCGCAUUCAUUGGUGGCCAUAACAUUCAUUAG